AUGGAAAGUUCAUGUAAUAGAACAUCUAGUACCUCAAGCACCAGUAGCACCAGCAGCACUAGUGGCAACAGUAGUGAUUCUAGCGAUAGUGAUGGGUCAAGUAGCACUGGUUCAUCGAGCAGUGAAGAGGUGGAAGGCGAUGAUGGUGACAACAGCAGUAGUAGCAGUGAGGCCGGUGGCAGCGAUAGCGAAACAAGCACUGAAGAACAGUUCAUGGCCCGCACCCAUAGCCGCCCAGGGUCUGGAACUUCUCGCCAAUCAAAUCGUGACAGGCUUGAGGCUGUUUCUGAUCUCCCUGUCAAUAACUCUGGUGGAUCGUUCACCACUCCACAUUCUGACCCACCAAGAACUACCAGCGUCGCUGCAUUUUCUGGUCGUCACAAACAGGACUCUUCUCCUCACAUUCCUGUCCACGAUUCUGCUUAUACCAGCCUUGUCCCUCAAACUCUUGAAACGACCAUUGGAGACUGCAAACUGGAUCACGAAGAAAGACAAAUCGCUUCUGUCGUUAGCAUCCCACGCAGCAACAGAAGCGGUGGUGGGGCUAUUGCUGGUUCCAACAGCAGUAGUAGUGAAAGCAGCGGCAGCAGCAGUAGUACUGGCAACAGUAGUAGCAGUAGCGAUGAUACUUCAACCGAUAGUGCUUCUAGCAGUGAGGAAUAUGAGAGUCACAAUGAACAAGACAUUCUCAAAGGGAAGGAUUCUUCUCGUAAUUUUUCGCAUCAUGCUUUUCGAACGACA
Protopolystoma xenopodis is the source of this 741-nucleotide messenger RNA. NCBI's taxonomy places the organism in Eukaryota, Metazoa, Platyhelminthes, Monogenea, Polystomatidea, Polystomatidae. The record is from the annotation of a GenBank genome assembly.